UUAUUUAAACAUUUUCAGAGGAAAUAAUGUAGUGAAUUGCGUUCAGAGAACAAAGAAUUAAUUAUUAAGCACGUAGAAGUUACCGAAAAAUAAAAAUGAGAAUAAUUUUAAGUGUUGCCUGUUUCCUGGGGGUGUGUUUUGCCCGCCCACAGGCUGAGGAGAUACGCCCACCCCUCUCCUCCUACCUAUCCUGCGGAAAACUAUUUUACAGAACUGUGCAUAUGGACGAAGCAAGGAACUCGUUGUAUGUUGGAGCAAUGGACCGGGUUAUAAAGGUGAAUCUGAACAACGUCUCUGAAACUAACUGUGACUCCAACAGUCUUCUUCUGGAACCAAGCAAUGUCGGCAGCUGUGUUUCAAAGGGCAAAUCUGAGAAUUAUGAUUGUCGGAAUCAUAUUCGAGUCAUCACGCCAAUAGGAGAUGGAGAAAUGCUUUAUGUUUGCGGAACAAAUGCGCAUAAUCCCGCGGAUUUGGUUGUUUUCGCAAACCUUACUAACCCAGGAAGCCAACAUAUUCCAGGGAUUGGAAGUGGUAUCGGGAAGUGUCCCUUUGAUCCUGAAGAUAACAGUACCGCUAUAUGGGUGGAGAACGGAAAUCCAGGUGGACUAGCCGCGCUAUACUCAGGAACUAACGCGGAGUUUACUAAAGCUGAUUCUGUUAUAUUCAGAACAGAUCUUCAUAAUCCAAACUCAGGUAGGAGAAUUGCUGUAGAGUACAUGAACUGUGGGAAAGGAAUUUUCUCAAGGAUUGCUCGAGUUUGUAAACGAGAUACAGGUGGAAAGAAUAUACUGCUACAGAACUGGGCAACCUACCUUAAAGCAAAACUUAACUGUUCCAUACCAGGAGAGUUUCCGUUUUAUUUCAAUGAGAUUCAGAGUGUUUACAAGAUUCCGGACGAUGAUACAAAGUUCUACGCUGUAUUUACCACUGGGUUAAAUGGUCUCCACGGUUCCGCUGUCUGUACUUUUGAUUUGGAGGCGGUGCAUUCAGCGUUCAACGGGAAAUUCAAGGAGCAAGCCACUAGUACCUCUGCCUGGUUACCUGUACCCUUGAGUAAAGUUCCUGAACCAAGACCAGGCUCCUGUGUAGAGGACACCAGGGAGUUACCGGAUCGUGUUCUCAACUUCAUGAGAUCUCAUCCUUUAAUGGACGACGAGGUGGACCACGAGGGCGGAGAACCGGUUUUCUAUAAACGAAACGUCGUCUUUACUCAUCUUGUUGUGGAUAAAAUAUCAACAGGUAGAAAAUACAUAUGUGCUUUAGCAAUGAACUCUAUCUAUCUAUCUAUCCAGGGAACUGUUGAGGGUGAACCUAUCCGUGCAAUGGAGAUCUCCAGGAGGAAGCGUAUGCUCUACAUCACCUCGGACAACGGGAUCAGGCAGAUUAACCUCAACAUGUGCUCCGCCAGGUAUGAGAGCUGCCUGCAAUGUAGCCUGGACCCUAUGUGUGGAUGGGAUAGAGAGAGAGGAGUCUGCUCCGGGUACACAUCCACCCUACUCUCAGAUCCAACCCGGAGCAAGGACGGACUCUGUGAUUCUUCAAUCUUUAAGAGAAAGUUGAUUGCUAACUUUGGUCAAAGUAUUCAUCUCUCCUGUUCUGUAGGGAAGAGUGCUGUAACCUCAGAUUCUGGUGUUGAGUGGCAUCACUACAGCAAAACAAAGGGAAGGUACAGGGUAGAGUUGAGGACUGAGAAGCAUGUACUCACCAAUGACAACGGUCUGGUGGUUAUCAGUGUUAGUGACCAGGACAGUGGCAGGUGUACACCACACUAAACUAAGCUAGGGGGGAAGGUGAAACAGGCUGAAAUAGGAACUGUAAAAAGUCUCGCCGCGCCAUUAAAGUUGAUACUGGGUCGACAAAGGAUAAGUCGCGCAUCACAAAGACCGGUACAAAUUUACCUGAGUCCGUCGUGACAGUACAUACAAUACUUACAGGGACUGUAAUUGUUAUUUCAAGUGAACCUCCAGGCAAA
Molecule: messenger RNA, 1972 nt
Organism: Eurytemora carolleeae
Lineage: Eukaryota; Metazoa; Arthropoda; Copepoda; Calanoida; Temoridae
Gene: Sema2a
Product: semaphorin-2A
Exons: 19
Coding region: 96-1772 (558 amino acids)
Biological process (GO): semaphorin-plexin signaling pathway; negative regulation of axon extension involved in axon guidance; axon guidance
Molecular function (GO): chemorepellent activity; semaphorin receptor binding
Source: RefSeq, a predicted model, not a curated record